AUGGUCAGCAAUCGCCUCGACAAGGUGCACAAAAAGAUCACCAAGAAGAAGGGCAAGAACCCUAAUCUCCAUGAAGGCAGCCGCGACACAAAGCGGUUACAGAGCGCAGCGCAGAGAGAUGACAAGCUCAAUCGCCUUACUAAAGUCCGAGAACACCAAAAUCGCCCAUACCUGCUGAGAGUCAAAUCGUUCCAAUCAUAUACCACAGAGCAUGAUUCACCACUCAGCGUAUCAGAAAUCCAGGCUAUGAUCGAGGACUACUUAGGUCGCGAUGACGAAGAGCUGGCAAAACUGAAGGCAGAACGACGCCCGGGACGGCCACCAAGCACACGUCAAAAUCUGUUGGAGAUCAACCAGAAAACAGAGCAAGACGAGUAUGCCUCUGGCUUCUGGGUACCGGACCUUGAGGAUGUUAUCAACCUGAGGAAGUUGAAGGAGUGGAACGGCCAGUGGGCGCAGCUUGCCACACUCAAAUUCUCCAGGAUCUCCAAGGGGGGUUUCAAGAAGGAGUCUAGCUUCCCACCAAAGGGCAUGUCAUGA
Alternaria burnsii is the source of this 540-nucleotide messenger RNA. RefSeq lists its product as uncharacterized. The record is from RefSeq and is a predicted model, not a curated record. NCBI's taxonomy places the organism in Eukaryota, Fungi, Ascomycota, Dothideomycetes, Pleosporales, Pleosporaceae. The transcript has 2 exons. Gene Ontology annotation, cellular component: nucleus. Bases 1 to 540 code for a protein of 179 amino acids.